AUGUCGGACAACGAGGGAGCUAACCAGGCUAACGCAGUUGCCGGAGGAAUGGCGGCGGCUAUGCUGGGGACGCUUUCGGUAUUUGACAGUCAAGCGCAGACUUGGGAGGAGACUAGAACGGCAAACGAAACUGUGACGGAGUAUGUGGCUGUGCUGAGGGAGCUGGCUCAACAUUGCAACUACGGGGACAAGCUGAAGGAGAUGCUGCGGGAUAGGCUCGUGUGUGGCAUUGCGGAGGACCGCAUACAGAGGAGGCUGUUGGCGGAGCCCAACAUGACAUUUGAAAAAGCCUUGAAAAUCGCGCAGGCCAUCGAAACAGCAAACAGGGAUGUGCGUGACUUGCAGCCGACGCUGGACAGUGCGGCGGGAAAAAUGCAACACCAAUGA
Molecule: messenger RNA, 387 nt
Organism: Knipowitschia caucasica
Lineage: Eukaryota; Metazoa; Chordata; Actinopteri; Gobiiformes; Gobiidae
Source: the annotation of a GenBank genome assembly